UGCGAGGCCCCGACGAGAGGGCGGGAGCAGCGAUAGCGACGAGAACGUUUGCUCCGGGUUGUGCGGCCGUUUCAGCCCUCGCACGGACAGCGGCCCUCCCUCCCCAGCCGUUAAGCCCCGCGCUGUGGGCGCAGCGAUGCUGGUGCUGGUGCUGUGCGCCGCCGUGCUUGCGGGCGGCCGGGCCCAGGACGACGACUGGAUCGACCCCACCGAUAUGCUCAACUACGACGCGGCAUCGGUAACGAUGAGAAGGCCUUACAAGGUAAACUAUCAUGAUUCUGAGGAUAAGACAGUGGAUGGAAUCAUCACUGAAAACUUAUCAAGUUGUUCCAGGGAAGUGGAUUCUUUGCAGCGGAAGAUUGCAGAAUGCGAGAACAGGAAUGCCAAAUCUCGUGAAAGCCGGAGCUUUUAUAUUUUUAAGCGGUACUUGAAUAAGAUUUUAAAUGAAGCCAGAAAACUUGGCCUUCCCGAGGGAAACACGGACCGAGUGCAUUAUGAUGCUGAGAUUAUCCUUACCAAACAGACACAUCUGGAGAUCCUCCGGUUCCUGCAGGAGGAAGUGUGGCAGUCAGGUGCUGUGGAUGAUGCGCUUAGCAAUAUUUUGAUCAAUUUUAAGCACCACGAUUAUAAAGCUUGGCACUGGAGAUUUGAAGACACCUUUGGAAUUGAUCUGUAUAAUGUGUUUUUGAUACUCUUGUGCUUAGUGUGUGUUGUGAUUAUAAUAGCUACAGAGCUGUGGACACGUAUCCAUUGGUUUGUUCAGCUGAAACGUGUUUUAUUAAUAAGUUUUCUCAUCAGUUUUGCAUGGAAUUGGCUUUACUUAUAUAAGCGGGCUUUUGCACAGCAUCAAGCAGAAAUUGCCAAAAUGGGGCAGUUUGAUAACAUUUGUGCUGAGAAAUUGGACUGGAGAGAGAGCCUUAUUGGAUGGCUCAGAAGACAGUGGACAUUUCAGGACGAUCCAUGUCAGAAGUACUAUGAAACUCUGCUAGUAAACCCUGUUUUGCUGGUUCCACCAACAAAGGCAUUAGCUAUUACUUUUACCACCUUUGUGACUGAGCCUUUGAAGCAUGUGGGACAAGGUAUUGGUGAAUUCAUCAGGGCGCUUAUGAAGGAGAUACCACUGAUUCUGCAGGUUCCAGUGCUAAUCAUGAUGGCUCUGGUCAUUCUGACUUUCUGCUAUGGUGCAGCAUCAUCAGUGUCUGCAAUAAGAUAUUUAAUGCCUUCUCAGAAGAAGAGGCUUCCUCUACCUGACGGUCAACGGGGGGAAAUAGACUUCGGCCAGUAUGAUGGGAGUAAAUCCGAUGGCUGCUAUUCACAGAAGACUCCUAGCAUUUACAGAGGCCACUAUGACAGAGGAGAUGUUCAGAUGAGACCUGGAAAUAGCAGCAGCAAUCUUGAUGUGCUGCAUGCAAGUGGAGAGCCAGAUACGCGAGUAGAGGAGUCUCAAAAACCAGAAGAUGGUAAUAGAUUGCACACUGAGGCUGAAAUUUGUAGUCUAGAACCUUCUCCAGCUGCAACCCAUACCGGAGAAAAGGCACUUGAGCAUCAGAAGCAGUGGACAGAAAAAGCAGAGCAAGAGACUGUGAAAAAUAGUGAUCCUAACAGAAAUGUGGAAGGACAAAGUUCUGCAGUGGGACCUGCUGAAGAGAGGAAGAGCAGUACGUGCGAGUCACAGGAAGGAGACUGAGGAGUCCCCACACUCUGUGUUGGAGUAGAGGACGUUGCUACUGAAGCAGCUGAGAAUCUGUUCUUCUCCUGGAAGUGGCAUCUCUGAUCAUCCAUCCUGUUACUCUGGAAUCGGCUCAGCAGAUCAAAGAACCCUUCGUCUGCCACUGUUUCUCGACUGUUUCUCUGAAGAGGAGAGAAAAGUUAGAGGUACUUGGAACUCAGAAGUACCUAAAAACUAGGGCAACUGUGGGGCAGUUUGAUUCCAGUAGUAUAUUUGCAUAUCUGAAAUUCAUUAAACUAAUUUUUUUUAGUCAUCCAUUCUUGUAGACAGAGAUUUAUCCAAAGAAGCAACAUUUAUAAUAUGGCAAACAGUUCUGGAAGGUAAAAUCUAGUAAAGAGAUUUUGUUCUCAGGAGGAAAUGGUACUCUCUUUAAUCAACUUCAUGAAUAGUGAAGUAGUCUAAAAUAUUUAAGGUAUAUUUAAUUAUACCUGCAGUGUCUGAAUCCAAAAAACUACGUUUUUCAAAUUAGGAAAAGGAGAGUCGAGGAGAAAGGCUAGAAAUAAAAUACAUGUAAGCUGACCUGUAAUUUUAGUCAAUCCAUUAGGAAAAUGAAGUAGUUCCAAUAGUAGGAGAGACUUACAGCUGUCACCACCCAAGAGACAGAAGAAGAAUGGCUGAUUCUACAUCAACUUACAGCGUUUCACUCAAAUAUAUAAGUAGAACUAAAAAUGUUAUCUGCACAAACAAGUUUUCCAUAGUUUUGGUCAAAUCAAGAUUAUAUGAAGUCAAGGUUAUGAUCUGAGAGGACUCCAAACCUACCCUCUGAGAGUUGGGAAGGCGGUGAUCAAUAGAAUUACUGGCAUCCUGCAGAACUUUGGAAGCGGUGCUGUUUUUAUACUUUUUACCUUUGAGUCGAUUUACAAAAUGCAGUUUUGCUGAAGGUUUGGCAAUGAGUGGUUUCUGUUUAGCAAGAAUCUCACUGUUCCAGUUCUGAACCUAAAAAAAACAACAACAAAACAUUUUCAUCAUAUAUUCUUUUAUUUCUUAUUUGUCUAUUCUUUUCAUCCCCAAAAUGAAGCAGCUUUAUGCUUUUCAUUUUAUCCAACCACUCAGACAUAAACCUUAGUUUUGCUUCUGUUACUUGACCUAUGAUUAUUGAGAUCUUGUUACCUGCAUCAGGCCACUACUGCUACUGAUCAGUCUUAUAACUGAACCAUCAUGCAACAACUGAUUUGACUAAAAUGUGCUUGUGGCCUGUGUAAUCAAACACGCUGAUGUUUUCAUUGCUAAGGGCCACGCAGAAACUGUAGGUUCCCCUAAAUACUCUUCUACAGUAAGUGCCCCAUAAAUCUGAUAACCUCCUCUAUAAUAGCAAACUGUUCUAAUUGGGGGAAAAAAAAAAAAGUUCUUGACCCUGCAUCAGAGCUUGUAGCCACGAUCCAGUCUUUCAGCAAAACGGAAUUCAUUCUAAAGCCUUAGAGAUUAACCUGCGUUCCAGCUCCAAGAUGACAGUAUCCUGUACAAUCAAAUAAUGCUAGUGUCCAUCAUGUUGUUCUACACAUCAAAGACACUUAGGGAAUAAACUUCAGAACCUACUACAUGAAUGUCUUGAAAAGAGCCUUUUAUAAGAACUAAGCCACAAAACUAGGUUAAUACUUGAUUAUAAAAAUCCACAUGAAGCAUUUGAGUAUAUUUAGGGCAGACAAUCACAGGCUACGUCUUUUAAAAGAUACCACAGACCAAUGGGUUCAGAGAAUAAGAAAAUGCAGCUGAUACUGCCAAAAGCUUAGUGGUUCCCUGCAGGGAAAUCCAUUUGCAAUAAAACCCAGGAUCUUUAGAAAUCAGUAUCCAAAGCGAUGCUCAAAGCAACAGUGCUGCUGCAUCUGCACCAGUUGUCACCAUGUAAGCUUAGAGAUUUCAUUUUGUAUUUCUAAACAUGGCAGUAUGCUUUGGAUCACUUGAAAAGAUGGGCAGCAGAUACCCCAAUAUGCAGGAAAGAAAUAGCAAUUUCAGCUUACCUUUAGAAUCAUUUAUGUAGAAUUGCCAGUUCAUACUUAAAUUCCAAAGAGACUUCUUCUUGAAGACUGAGCUAAAGCUUUGGAGUUCUGUUCUGAAUCACUUUCUGCAUUCUGUUCUGAAUCAUUUCUAACAUUAAACUCUUAUAAAAACCUUUAGAUUUCAUUGCAAUCUCACCAGCAGAGCAAAAAAAAAAAA
Molecule: messenger RNA, 3883 nt
Organism: Meleagris gallopavo (turkey)
Lineage: Eukaryota; Metazoa; Chordata; Aves; Galliformes; Phasianidae
Gene: CLCC1
Product: chloride channel CLIC like 1
Cellular component (GO): membrane; endoplasmic reticulum
Molecular function (GO): chloride channel activity
Source: RefSeq, a predicted model, not a curated record